This is a messenger RNA of Epinephelus fuscoguttatus (brown-marbled grouper), 3583 nucleotides long. RefSeq names its product Copper-only SOD repeat protein (gene cusr). Gene Ontology annotation, molecular function: metal ion binding. Gene Ontology annotation, biological process: superoxide metabolic process. The coding region runs from base 222 to 3164 and encodes 980 amino acids. Lineage: Eukaryota; Metazoa; Chordata; Actinopteri; Perciformes; Serranidae. The record is from RefSeq and is a predicted model, not a curated record. The transcript is spliced from 10 exons.
UCACAUGACAUGUUCUUGGAGAGCACACACACACACACACACACCAUCAAUGGUUUUGCUGUCAUUGAUCUUUUGUUAGAACUGAGCUGUUGUUUUUUCCUACACCUUCAGAGAGGAUUUGCGUGACUUCAGUGAAGUUUUUUGCAACAUUAUUUUCCUUUAAUUCUAAAUAGACAUUUUUUUUUCUCUCUUUGCUGUGUGUCUUUCACACAUCUGCCACCAUGUGCCUUCUGACAGCUGCCCUGCUGCUGACUUUACUUGAUUCCAUUUCCUGUGUUCAGUUUAUGGCGCCUCUGAACAUGGGGGGAGUCACAGGGCAGGUGCACUUUAACUCCACCUCCCACAUGGCCACUGUCAAUGUGACUGGCGCUGGAUCCUGUAGUGCAGUCAACUUCACCCUCAGUGUGUUCCCCGUCAAGUAUGGCCACUAUGCUCAGCCCUGUUCUGAAGCACAUAUCGGCUCCAGUGUUUACACCUUCACAGCUGAUCCAUCCUCAAAUUCCGCCGUCAAUGUGUCAAGCCUCUUCGAACAAAAGUCAGACCUGGAUGACUUCUCACUGACUUUGCACACAUGUAAUGGCACCAAAGUAUGCACGGUUGUAAGUCGAGGUCAGAUGGUCAAAACGUAUCAGGCCAGGUUCACUGGACCCAUCGCCGGUAAUGUUUACAUUCGCCUUAACACAGGAAACUCCAGUCCCAGGUUGCUCACAGACCUAGUUACAAUCGGUCAGGUCAGUGCCUCACAAACCAAUGUCACUCUCUAUGGAUCUCCGAGCACUGCCGCAAGCUGCGAUGGUCUUCUUGGAAACUUAAAUGCCUCAACUUUGACCAAUCUGGGUGUUGUGAAAGUCGGAACCCCUUUACAGCCUGAGAAAUCCCGCCUGGACCCAAGCAGCUUCAACACCCAGCAUCGAUUUCUUAUCCUUAAGACAGGGUCAAGUUACAAGUGUGCUCAGAUUUAUCGUGUACCUGAGAAACAGGUGAUGGCCAUGGUGAAUAUGAGAGGAAUCAAGGGAUACUUUAGCUUCCAUCAGGCUUCCCCUUUCGAUGCGACAAAGUUGAAAGUGAACCUGACCAACCUACAGAGCAAAGUCGGCCCUUAUCAUGUCCAUCAUUUUCCUCUCCCCUCAGUUAGGUCGCCUUCAUAUAGCCGGUGUUCAAAUGAUAAUGUAGGUGGCCACUGGAACCCAUUCAAUAUCAACACAAACGACCCAACAUACCCAAGAGUGCCUGGUUCAACACAUGACAUGUACGAGAUUGGUGAUCUCAGCGCCAAGCAUAUGUCCCUUGCAGGUAAAAACGAGGUGGACAUGAUGUUCAAGGACUACAACCUCCCACUGUUUGGAACAAACAGUAUCAUAGGUCGCUCAGUUGUGAUCCACCAACCAGAUGGUGCCAGGUAUGCUUGUGCCAGCAUCGGCUAUCCUGGUGAAGUGAUUGUAGGCAGAGCCAGAUUUCAGGGCCCUGUGGUUGGUGAGAUCUGGUUUACCCAAAUGACAAACAACCCUCUGUCUGACGUAACCAUCUUCACAGAUCUGUCAUAUGGAAAUCCCUCAAUGACACCAACCAAUAACCACAACUGGCAUGUUCACAUCUACCCCAUCAGCUCCGAGAGGGAUGAUGAUGAAAAUCACUGCAGCACGGUGGGAGGACACUGGAACCCAUUUAGAAUUAACACAACAGACAGCAGCUAUGCUCGCGACUGUGGCCCGUCCAGGCCCUUGUCCUGUGAGGUGGGAGACCUCUCAGGAAAACACAGCACUAUCAACCUUGGCCCCAAUGUGGGCGGAGUGGAAGCAAAAAAGUUCUUCACUGAUGUCACUUCCUGGUUGCCCAUGUCAGGCAUUAUUGGUCGUUCAGUGGUCAUCCAUGAAGCAGACAGAGGAGGGCCAAGGAUUGCUUGUGCCAACGUCACAAUGGUGCGAGUCCCAAAAGCUAGGUUAGGUAGAUGGUUUGGCUCCCAGCUACCUGGCGGCCAGAUCCAGUUCACCCAGGCUGUCCCACUCGGACCCACGACUAUAAACGUAUCCCUAAUUAACCUGAACUCCUCAGCUGGGGGUUACCAUAUUCACGUACUGCCUGUAAAACCUGGCACCACAGACCCCUGCUCCAGUGCAAACAUCCUGGGCCACUACAACCCGCUAGGCUGGAAUAUAUCGAACAGCCCCGCAGCUGGAACAGGAACAGUGGACCAAUAUGAGAUUGGGGACCUCAGCGGGAAGUUUGGCGGGCUGGCUGGCCUCAACGAGUAUCAGGCUGUACACACGGACCCUGAUAUGCCAUUAACUGGACCCUACAGUGUCGUGGGAAGGUCGGUGGUGAUUCACGCAACUAACGGAUCAAGAUUGCGGUGUUCUAAUGUCUCAGCUGAAAGAAAUACAGAUGGACGAUGGACUGUUGCCAAGGCUGUUUUCAGCGGUACAGUGAAUGGGACAGUUACACUGAGGCAGCAGAUGUUUCCUGAUGGGAGUAGCAGUGAUGCCACAAUGGAGGUGCUCCUUAAAGCGGAAAAUACAUCUGAGGCAUCCCUGUUCAUCACCACCAGACGCAGCACCAGCAACAGCACCCGCCAGUGCAGCAAUGGGCGAGGCACAUUCAAUCCCUUCAACAUGACAUCAAUGAGCUCCAGCUGUUCACAAUUAAACCCUCUGAGCUGUGUGGUGGGAGAGGUGUCUGCAAGACACGGCCCAGUCAGCCUGACUGAGGGAAUGGUCAUCACUGACAGCAUAAUCCAGCUCUCUGGACAGCGCUCAGUGGUUCACAGAUCUGUACUGCUGAAGAAUAACAACAGCAUCAUCGCAUGUGCCGACAUCCUCCCCGAAUCCCCUUCAGCAGAGCAGAUCUUUCCCAGAGUGAAAAACUUCAGCGAGUAUGACUUCCGCAGAAGGGUUGCAGAUGUCCUGAAUGUGACGCCAAUAACAGUCACCGUCCUGCAAGGCUCUCCCAGCUCUGCAGCUGAUGGAAAGUGCCAGCAAGUCGACUACAUGGUGUCUGGGGAAGUCGACGCAGCACUUCUGGCAUCCGUCAAAAACAGCGACAAGAUGGGCAUUUUUAAAGAGUCGAGCAUAUGCGGGCGUGCAGGUCUGCUGCUGAUGCCAGGGACUUUGCUUCUUGCCUUGAUGUUUGCUGCCGCCUGCCUGCUGCCAUCUGCAGUCUACACAUAGCUCUGAGAUUUGGCCACACCAUGCGUCAUCAGUGGGGAUACAUGGAUCCUCAUAUUGUAAAACUGUGAAUAUGUUUAUGAAAUGUAGCCCACCAAAUGAUACGAUGGUCAUCUGAUUCAUUAACAAGUAAAUAAUAACUGUGUUUCUUUGUACGGCUUGCUUUUUGCAGUAAUUUAGGCAACAAGUUAUUCAUUAACUACUCAGCGUAGCCUUUAAAAAACUUCAUUUUUCCAUAACAGAUAUCGCUUAUAUUUUAUUGAUUUGGACUGUUAAAUGGAUGGGUGAAAUUAAUGCUGUACAUUUUCUGACUUUUUUUUUCUUUACUUACGCACCAUCCAUAAAUUCAUGUCAAAAUGUGUGUAAAUAUCAGGAAAAUUGUGAAUAAAAUACAAUAUUGUUUGUAUGCUUUGUUCCAAAAA